AUGAAAGACACAGAUAAAAAUGCACUGAAUAUAUAUGGACUAGAAUUUCAGACUUGAGCUUUGGCAGCUCAAACAGCUGAAACCGACUAAGUUCGUUUUUUUGUUGGAAUUCAGUCUCUUAAAUUCAGUAACAACCAAGUACAUUUGGUAGAAUUUAGUGAAGGAACAGGAAAUUUAAAAACCCAAGUAUUCUAGCAUCUUAUUUGAGAGAUAUGGUUGAUGCAAGCAUCGCCCACUCAAGUCGAUAAAUUUAUAACUUGUUACAAUUCUUUUUCCAAAGAUAAUACAUGUCAAAUGAAAGGAGCUCUCUGGAGUAUAUCCAAGAACAAUGAUACAAAUGUUAUAAUUCCAUUAGAAAAAUUAGCAGAUAUUGAUACUACGCCAUAUAGAAAUGAGCUUGAAACAAUAACUUAUCAUCUAACAAAAGCUGCUUCAGUUGUAGCAAAUAAUUUUGUUUUGUAGGAUCUGAAUUUCAAACCUCAAGUGGUAACAGUUGGAACUCUAACAAGCAGAAGACAGCCAAAAUUUACAAAUGGAAAAUGGAAUCCUUAUCAUCUUAUGGAUCAGUUUGUCACUUUGAAUGAAAAUUCUGUUAAAUGCUGAGAUUUUAGGGAUCGGAAAGAAUGUGCUUGGAUAAUUGCAUUAGCGCAUUCUCAAACAAUUAGAGAUUUAGAUUUUAAUACGCUUAGACAUUAUUUGGCAACAUGUGGAGAUGAUGGAUUCAUGAAAUUUUGGGAUGUUCGUAAUACAAAUGAACCUGUUUUUUAACGAAUGGAGCACUCUCAUUGGGUGCGGUCGUUUUGGAUUAAUAAAUUUCAUGAUCAAUUAAUAUUGACAUCCAGCAGUGAUUCAAGAUUAAUUUUAAGUAAUGUUGCUUCAAUUUCUUUAGAACCUUUUGACCAAAUAGUAUCUGAAAAAGAUACCACAAUGGAAGAAACUUGUACAAAAGAAAAAUUGGAAGAUGGAGUGCUGGCAAAAUAUGAAGAGCACGAAGAUAGUGCUUAAGAUGUUGAAUGGUCUGCAGCAGAUCCAUGGACUUUUGCAUCUUUGAGUUAUGAUGGUAGAUUAAUUAUUUAUAGAGCACCUCAGAAGUAUAAAUACCAAAUUUUAUUAUGA
This is a messenger RNA of Trichogramma pretiosum, 1116 nucleotides long. Its product is annotated as EARP-interacting protein homolog. Lineage: Eukaryota; Metazoa; Arthropoda; Insecta; Hymenoptera; Trichogrammatidae. The record is from RefSeq and is a predicted model, not a curated record. Gene Ontology annotation, biological process: protein ubiquitination. Gene Ontology annotation, molecular function: protein binding.